Molecule: messenger RNA, 1983 nt
Organism: Trypanosoma cruzi
Lineage: Eukaryota; Euglenozoa; Kinetoplastea; Trypanosomatida; Trypanosomatidae
Exons: 1
Coding region: 1-1983 (660 amino acids)
Molecular function (GO): ATP-dependent diacylglycerol kinase activity
Source: RefSeq, a predicted model, not a curated record
AUGCAAACGAAAUCGUUGGAUAUUCUGCACGCCUGUGAACAAGGCGAUAAGAAGCACCCUUUGGGAAAAUGCCCGCCAGAAAAUUUUUCCCUGAGCUGCUACUCAGCAAUAGAAGGAGGAAAUUGUACCGAAAAUGGCUCUGCAGAAGUUCCCAGAGGUAAUGGGAAUGGUUGCAUGCAGUUUAGAGAGACGUCCAACGGGCCGAACGGCUUUGAGACACUGCCGGUGAUGGUUAAUUCCCCCAGUAGGGGGUACGAUUCUGUGGAAAUUGCUAAUUUGAAGACGGACUAUCGCCCCAUGACAUCUCCUAGGGAUGGCGACCCCGAAUACGAGUAUGUACUCUGUAUUGUAAACCCCGGUUCAGGGGAACGUGGCGUCGCAGAACACGUGUUGGAUUCUGUACGUGCGGUUAUUGGAGCGGAUCGUGUAGUGACGCUUGACGCGGCGCUCUUUGCGGACCCAACCCCGCUUUUGGAGGCUAUUCGCCGCCACGCCGUACGUUCCAUUUCUCAGGAAAGAAAAAAAUCAGCCCUGACGAGAGUCACUGCCGGUGGCAACAGCGACGCGGAUGCUCGUGGCGAUGGAGUUUACAGUCGGGGGUUGGAAAGGCGUGGCACUGUCAUUGUUUGUGGUGGUGACGGCACGGUGUCGUUUGUCAUGGAGCAGCUGGACGCCGUGCGUGACAUGAUGCAGCGGACGGAGAGGGGUUCCUUUGAAGCGGGCGCAAGGGCUAGGGGCGGUGCUUUAAAACCGCGUUUUGUGCUCCCCGCCGUGGCGGUUCUUGCAAUUGGAACGGGCAAUGACUACUCCAACUGUGUGGGGUUUGGUAACGGCUACUCGCGUCAUAAACUCUCGUGUCUCUGUUGCUGCAUGGAGAAUGCCAUUGAGCCGCUUAUUAGAAACGUUGUCACUGCCCCCGCGAUUCCUUUUGACCGGUGGAGAGUACAACUGGUGCCACUCACGGCCAUAUGGGAGCAGCAGGAAAGGCAGCGUCAAAAGAAACAGACACCUCAUUUAACGUUAGGGACGAAACAUGAAGAACUCGUUUUAUCUGUGAAUCCGCCAAGGGGCGACAUGGAGGAAAAGAAGAUACAAGAGGAGGGGAAAAAAGAAGAAGUGACGGUGACGGAGGACACGGUGGAUUUAUACGCAUUGGACUGGGAUGCAUUGGAGGCCGAUGAAACAUGCCGGAAAUAUAAUUUUAUCAAUUAUUUCAGCAUAGGCUUUGAUGCGUAUGUGCUUCAAAAAUUUGAUUUUUUUAGAAGGAAACAUCCGAAGUUUUGCUCGACACGAAUGAAUAACAAACUGGUGUAUGGCGUGUAUGGUUUGAAGGCUGGGACCCGUUGUUCAUCUCUGCGCCCAUGCAUUCCACAGAUAUGUGUUCCACAAUUGGCGCAGCAUUCCCCUAUUCACACAGAGGCAUCCCAAAGAUCUUCUGGACAGACGACGGAGACAAAAUCCAUGAUGACCUUGUCGUUGCCAAAAGGCAGCAAGACGUUGCUUGUCACGAACGUUGGUUCGUACGCUGCAGGCACACGUCCAUGGAAGGAGGGAAAAGGUAAGUUGUAUCGUGAUGAUCAUCUUGCACAGCCAAUGAUCAUCACUCCUGUCUGUGUGAAUGAUCAUAAGAUGGAGGUGCAGGCUGUCGGGGGUAUUUUUCAGAUGGGGUUACUACAGCUGGGGAUUGGCAAGGGGGCCUCCAAAUUGGCACAGACACGGGAAAUGUUCGCGUUCGUCCUCUGCAACCCAACAGACAUCUCCAGGCGUGAAAACCCGCGGUACGGUGAGGAGAUGUUGGCUGGAAAAGAGGGGGUCGAGGAGCACACACCCCUUUGUAUGCAACUUGAUGGUGAGGCGAUUGGGAGGAUUAACUGCCCAACUGUCGUUCACAUUACGGAGUUGCAUCGACCCCGUGUGUAUGUACGCUGCCGCAACCCGAGGGUGGUUCGGUACCCCAUCAAAGACGAAGAAGACGCAUUUUAG